Molecule: messenger RNA, 1435 nt
Organism: Enhydra lutris kenyoni (northern sea otter)
Lineage: Eukaryota; Metazoa; Chordata; Mammalia; Carnivora; Mustelidae
Product: phosphoserine phosphatase
Exons: 8
Coding region: 388-1065 (225 amino acids)
Biological process (GO): dephosphorylation; L-serine biosynthetic process
Cellular component (GO): cytoplasm
Molecular function (GO): magnesium ion binding; L-phosphoserine phosphatase activity
Source: RefSeq, a predicted model, not a curated record
AACCCGCCCGGAGGCCGCCGCGCUGCCAGCAGACCUCACGGGGCUGCUCGGGGAAACCUCGGCUGGUCUGCGCAGGCCGCGCCCCUCGGAGCUCCGCGGCUGAGGGUCGGGGCGCGCCCGCGGCUGCCUGCAGUCGGAAGGGCAGCCCGGGAACCAGGAAGGGCAGCAGUCCCGGGCUCUCAUCUUGCAGAACUCUCAAGAUCUCUUGUAAAGAGAUUUGUAGUCAGAGCUUUAUGCUGCAUUUUUAUUCGGGAAAGAAGCAGGGAGAGAAGAGCGUUCUUUCCCAGGAAUCCAGCACUGGAGAAACUGCCCGGAGGACCUGAAGCAGACUCCCCGCUCCUCUGCAAGGUGACCUCCAUCUAAGCCUGGAGGAAGACUCUUCCGAGGAUGGUCUCCCAUUCAGAGUUGAGGAAACUCUUCUGUUCCGCAGAUGCAGUGUGCUUUGAUGUUGACAGCACGGUCAUCAGAGAAGAAGGAAUUGAUGAGCUAGCCAAAUUCUGUGGUGUUGAGGCUGCCGUGUCAGAAAUGACACGGCGAGCCAUGGGUGGGGCAGUGCCUUUCAAGGCUGCCCUCACAGAGCGUUUAGCUCUGAUCCAGCCCUCUAGGGAACAGGUGCAAAGGCUCAUAGCUGAGCACCCCCCACACCUGACCCCGGGCAUAAGGGAGCUAGUAAGUCGCCUCCAAGAGCGAAAUGUUCAGGUUUUCCUAAUAUCUGGUGGCUUUAGGAGCAUCGUGGAGCAUGUUGCUUCAAAGCUCAAUAUCCCGUCGACCAAUGUUUUUGCCAAUAGGCUGAAGUUCUACUUUAAUGGUGAAUAUGCAGGUUUUGAUGAGAUGCAGCCAACUGCCGAAUCUGGUGGGAAAGGAAAAGUUAUUAAACUUUUAAAGGAAAAAUUUCAAUUUCAGAAAAUAGUCAUGAUUGGAGAUGGCAUCACAGACAUGGAAGCCUGCCCUCCCGCUGAUGUUUUCAUUGGAUUUGGAGGAAAUGUGAUCAGACAACAAGUAAAAGACAACGCAGAAUGGUACAUCACUGAUUUUGUAGAGCUUUUGGGAGAACUGGAAGAAUAAUAUCAAUUUUUAUACGGUUCAUAAUAACUUUAGGUAAAUUUUUAAGAGUUAUACAGUUUGAUACCAUUUGCUUACAAUUGCUUAUUACAACCUAAUGUAUAGGUUUGGUACUGAUUAUCUGUACUUCCAAGUAGACUACAUAAAAUUGCUCCUUUUUAACUGUAGUCCCAACAUUAUUAUGACCAUUAAUUACCUGGAGAGUUUUAUAAUCUGAAUUCUUUAUGUAUUUUCCUACCUAUAUUUUAUUUGAAACCUUUUAAAGGUGGAUAGUAAAUGAAACACCUUCCCUAUUGGAAAUACGGGGUAGGCCUCUUAUGUGAGUGUUGGUUUUCCCUUUGGUAGGUAAAUAAAAAUUUAUCAUGUAUCAGUA